Molecule: messenger RNA, 2156 nt
Organism: Bactrocera tryoni
Lineage: Eukaryota; Metazoa; Arthropoda; Insecta; Diptera; Tephritidae
Product: putative nuclease HARBI1
Exons: 2
Coding region: 1614-2108 (164 amino acids)
Source: RefSeq, a predicted model, not a curated record
GAUUUUGCAAAUUUUAUGCGUUUUUUUUUAAAAAAAAGUUAUCAAGCUCUUAAAAAAUCACCCGAUAGAAGAAGUGGAAAAGAUCCUGAAUACAGAAUAAAUAACCCUUCCAGCUAUAGAUAUAUUACAAUACGCAGAAAUACAUGUAGUCAGGGUAGAUAACGCCUUCAUUACUAUAUAUAAAUACCCAAUCAUAUCAAAGCAAUGUAAUACCUAUGACAUAACUGCUCUAAAAUCUCCUAACGGGAAACUUAUAUUAGACCCACUGAUAGCACAAUGUAAUAAUAAACUCAUAAAAAUCACUAAAUGUAGAAAUAAUAUGAGUAAAUACAUAUAUUUGUAAGCAAAACAAACAAGACAAUAUUACCAAGAAGCCUUUUGUAAUACAAUAGAAGAAAAUAAUAUCCCCCUAUUGCAGAUAAACCAAGGAAACAUUCUCCUCGAAGGAGAACACAAAAUUAAUAAUGAAACAAUUAAUGGAACUAAUUUAAUACAAUUUAUUGAUACAAUAAAAAUUGAUAGUAAAGAAUAUCAUAACCAAAAAGAAAAAAUUAACGAAUAUAUAAAAACACACUCUAAUGAUAAAAUUAAACUAUUAGAAAUCUUGAAUGGAGAAUCUAACUAUAAAUUUAACAACUUCCAAAAAUUACAUACAUUCAUAAUCCCUUUUGAGGAACACCCUAUUAAAACAACUCUUAUAACAAUAAGUAUAAUCGCUAUUUUAAUAAUUUUAACAAAUUAUAUGUAUUGUAGAUUACCCAUUAGUAUAAAUAGAAGCAUAACCAUACACGCUUUGCCUUUUGUAUUUUGAAGAUUACCAAAUAAAGAACGUUCUGCUGUCAAUGCAGAACUCAAAUAUUUUUUUGACUAAAAUAACCCAAGUGUUAUUAAUUCUCGCGAAAAAGUGAAUAUACAUUAAAAUAAAUAAAAAAUGGAUAUAAGUUUUGAUUUAUAUUACAAUGACGAAAAUACUGGGGGCAAAAUUGAUGUGCUACGUAUACGAAAAAGCCUUCGUGAUCACUCAAAUCCAUCGGAGCUUCCAAAUGCAAAGGAAGCCAUAGUUUUUUCACAAUUGAAUGGCUUUUUAAUAAUAUUUGUUGCAGAUUCAUAAGUUAUUUUCGAUUAAAUAAAGAAGAAUUUUGUUUUUUACUGAAUGAGAUGAAGGAACAUUUCCACCAACGUGUGCGAGGAACGGCUAUACCUCCUAUAUUAAAAUUAUGCGCAACUCUGCGUUUCCUUGCUGACGGUGAUUAUCAAAAAUGCAGUGGAAAUGAUUUUAACAUUGGGUUGGCGCAACCUACGAUAUCUUUAGUAAUUAAAGAGGUUCUAAAUAUAAUUGAACAACGUAUUUGUGCCCAAUGGAUUAAAAUUCAAAUGACUGAGGAGGAGCAAAACGCUUCAAAAGUUUCAUUUUAUUCAAAAAGUGCUUUCCCGGGAGUAGUUGGUUGCAUCGACGGGACUCAUGUUCGCAUAAUUUCACCAAGAAAAGAAGUGCAACAUCUUUAUCCUAACAGAAAGUGCUACUACAGUUUAAACGUAAUGAUUGUAUGUAUAAAUUAUAUUAGAAACAAAAUGGUAUAAUUUCUUAAAAUUUUUAGCUUUGUGAUUAUAAAAUGUCUAUUCGGUAUGUGGAUGCUAGGCAUGCAGGCGCAAAUCUUGACUCUUUUGUUUUCAAUGAUAGCGAUUUGAAAGUGAAUUUACAGAACAACAUACAGAAUAACACUUGGAUCUUGGGCGACGCUGGCUAUCCUCUGCACAAAUUUUUAAUAACGCCUUAUCGCUUAGUGGAAGCUUCUUCACCCCAAGCACGUUACAAUACAGUACACUCAAAAGCACGGAAUAUUGUAGAGCGGACAAUUGGUGUACUCAAGAGUAGAUUUCGAUAUCUUUUAUCUGUACGAGGUUUACAUUACACUCCCGAAAAGGCUACGCAAAUUGUGAAUGCUUGUUGCGCAUUGCACAAUAUUUGCCAACACUUUCAAGUGGAAUCUCCGGAAGAAAUACCAUCUACUUCACAUACUACAAUGACCAAUGAUAUUUUGGACAUAGAAAGAGAAGAAGAGGAUACGGCUCGAAUAAUUCGCAAUAAUAUUAUGACUUCCCUGUAAAUAAUUAAAAUAUUAAAUUUCAUUUAUUCUUUCUACAGUGCUAUUUAU